GCUUACAAGUUAGUGGGUAGGGUGUAUGUAUGUUUGGUUUCCCAGAACAGAACACUGAGGUUGUCAAAACAGACAAAAACGGAGCAUCUGAAAAAAGAAAAGGAAAAAUGAAUUCUCGUCGCUUCGGAUUCACGGUCUUGGCCAUUCUCUUCUUCACGAUCGUUCCCAAUGUUCAGAGCAACGCAGCAAAUGAAGUGCCUGAGCGGAGCUUCAAACCCUCAUCGCCGUUUUCAACUGCGCUCGAAACCCUUCAGAAGCAAAUUGGCUAUACUUUCCAGAGCAUUGGUCUUCUUCGCCGUGCCAUGACACAUGCCUCCUUCUCUGAAGAGAACAACCGAGCUUUGAGCAUUCUAGGUGCCAAUGUGAUUGAAACAUCUGUCUCUCUCCGAUUACUUGGAAUGGAUAUUGAUAUUUCUGCAAAAGAUCUGAACCGUCACAUAGCAGAGAUAUCCACAAUGGAAUCGUCUUGCUUGGCGGAUGGGAUUCGGCUGGGGUUGCAGAAGGUGGUCAGGGUUUCUCCCAAGACUGAUUCUUCGGCUCCUGCAGUGGUUUGUGGUGCUUUCCGAGCAAUCUUCGGUGCUAUUGCUAUUGAUGCUGGGAAGUCCGAUGAUGCUGGAAAAGUUUUCUGGGGCGUUCAUGGUGGUGAUGUUGUAGGAACUCUUGCAUUGUAAGUUGAGCUUUCUGUUAGUACGCUAUUAAAAGCACCUAAAAACUAAACUACUAUUGGCUAGUUAUGAGUUUGGUCUUGAUGGAAAGAUCUGUCAGUGUGUUCGCUUGCUUUCUUAGUUAAGUGGACGAUUGAUGUAUUUAUGAAAAAGACUUCCAUGGGCUGUUGGUCUGUAUAAUGUAGUUACGUAUUUAAGUUUGUGUUAGGAUAUAAAUUCCUUGAGUCA
Messenger RNA from Alnus glutinosa, 893 nucleotides. Its product is annotated as protein NUCLEAR FUSION DEFECTIVE 2. Gene Ontology annotation, cellular component: nucleus. Gene Ontology annotation, biological process: regulation of gene expression; rRNA processing. The transcript has 3 exons. NCBI's taxonomy places the organism in Eukaryota, Viridiplantae, Streptophyta, Magnoliopsida, Fagales, Betulaceae. The record is from RefSeq and is a predicted model, not a curated record. Bases 30 to 671 code for a protein of 213 amino acids. Gene Ontology annotation, molecular function: double-stranded RNA binding; ribonuclease III activity.